This is a messenger RNA of Sipha flava (yellow sugarcane aphid), 1109 nucleotides long. RefSeq names its product transcription intermediary factor 1-alpha-like. Gene Ontology annotation, molecular function: protein binding. The transcript has 5 exons. The record is from RefSeq and is a predicted model, not a curated record. Bases 248 to 811 code for a protein of 187 amino acids. NCBI's taxonomy places the organism in Eukaryota, Metazoa, Arthropoda, Insecta, Hemiptera, Aphididae.
UACGGCCGAACUGUGGUUUGAGAGAUAAUUUAAGUGAACCGUUUAAGACUCAUUUUUGACUCAUCUAGUACAAUAUAUAUAUGUAUAUAUAAUAUAAUUUACGACAUGGAUUAAUACCAUUUACUUUUUAGAUACUCGUAUAUUUCAGGUUUAAUCUUCAGUCUCUCUUCAGAUUGAUUUAGAAGUUUAUGAAAUUACAAACCUUUACCAUUGUUAUGCUAUAACAACAUAAUUACACUAUAUUGCCAUGGCUAGUGCAGGUAGUUCAAAAUCUAAUACAAUUGUAAAAUGUUGCUGCUGCCAUGAUUUAUGUUGGAAUUUUGAUAAAGAUAUAGUCCGGUGUUCAUGUUGUCAAAGAAUUUACCACAAAUCAUGCUACUAUCCAACUCUGUUAAAUGUUGAUACUUCAUUUAUUUGUAUUAUGUGUGAGGACAUUAAGAAGUAUUCUAAAAAUGUCCAAAAUAUAAAUAUUUCAUUUGGAUUCAAUGAAAAAAAAAUAAUUACUCGAAUAUUAAUGGAACUAUAUUGUAAAUCUGAAAACAUAGAGUUAGUGAAAGAAUGCCCCAAUCCCCAAAUGCAUCCAAUGUAUUAUAAAAAAAUAAGCCAACCCAUGUCAUUAGGAAAUAUCAGGCGAUUCUUGGAACAAAAUAGAUAUGAUAAAGUGAAAUAUGUUAUAUGGGAUUUGUCAAAAAUAUUUGGAAAUGUAAUGAUUUAUUUGUCACCAAGUGAUCCGUAUUAUAAGAUAGCAAAUGAACUUAAUGAUUAUUUGUUCAAAAUGGUAGAGAAAUGGUUACCUAAUCUUGAACUCUGAACUUUAUAGAAAACAUUGGUUUGUAAAAAUUAUUUAUUUAUUGUAAUAUAUUAUUUUUGAGGCCGGAUUAAGCACCUAUUGGGCCCCGGGGCUGAAAUUUUAUAUGGGCCCUUUUGACAAAACAUGCACUAAUUUGGGUAUUAAACUACCGCCUCGGCUAGAUCCCCCCCUCCCUUUAAUCCGGCCUUGAUUAUUAUACUAUUUAUUUAAAAUUUUAAGCGAGAAGCAAAAUAAAUAAAAUUAUUUUUAAAUCACAAAUAUUACUUCCUGAUAUCAAAUGUGCAUGUACAUUUUUACA